CUUGGUGCAGGCCCAACGCUGGCAACAAAGGCUCAAUCAAGUGCUUUCAUCCGUAAUUCUUAACGUCAAGUCUUGAACUCUGCCAUGGAGAGGGAAACAGGAGAAUAACAGAGGCAUGUGUCAGCUUGAGGUCCGACAUGCCACGGGUGCCGAGCCGACCUAGCGGUAUCACACUUCGCUUGCGCAAUCCUGCCAACGUGUCCAAGGCUAAGCUGCCAUUCAGGCCAUCAAGCUCGGUCCGCGAUGAUAAUGUCAACGAAAGCGGUAGCAAUCAUGGCACCAGUCAUUCCAAAAAGGGCGAUGCCGAAGGGAAAGGCAAAUCCGAUAGUAGCGUGAGCCAAGACGUCGGCGAGGACGAAGACCACGAGGACCUAAGUGAGGAUGAGUCACCCGCCUCGGACAGCGAGGACGAGUGGGUCCCAGAAUCGAUCAAAGGUCGAAAUGCGAAGGACGAAGGCAAAAGGGGUGGGAUAUGGACUCGUCUCAGUAGGGAAGGCGACUCGGAGACCAGUGGGGAGGAAUUCGUUUCCCACACGGCUGAAUUCAGCGACAAGGGCGAUGAAGAUGGAUUUGCCCAAUCAAAGCCACAUCCCCCCAAGGUAACCUCUGAACAGGCCAAGCGCAAGAAUACGGGAAAGUCGAAGGGUUCUGAAGUGCCACUGCAGAAGCGCCGUCGGACUACACGCGCAGGCUCAGUCUACUCGGACGCAGAUGAUGACCCAGAAUUAGCGCCCAUCGUCCCAAAUUACAAAGCACCCGCUGAAGGCGAAACGUCGUUAGGAAAAUUGAAGGGCAGCAAUGACAGCCGCGGAAAUAAUCCACUGCAAAUGAGCGAACCAGAGAGGGGGGUCAAAAAGAUGAAGGCGGAGAGGAAGCGUCAAGCUCGGCGACAGGAGGCGCAGGAUGCCAAAGAGAUACGCGAGGCGCAACAUGCCGCGGAUGCAGCUUGGCAAGCUGUUCGCGCCAAGAAAGCUGCUGCGUCUGAUGCUCAGGGAAACGCCAAAAAAUCUUCAGACACCCCUUCCUUUUUUGGGGCCGAUGGCAUGGGAGCAGAUGCAAGGGUGAAAGGAUUAGCACAGGAGGGAGGAAAAGGAGAAGACAAAGCUCACGGCGCGCACACGUUAUCAUCUUGGCUUGGCCUCGCCCCAAAGACAUCUGAUCUACCCAUGCCGACCAGUUGUGCGUCCGCCCAGCUCGCUGAUAGAGACUCACUCUUCAUCGCGUACGUCUAUCCGCUCGAGAGCAACUCGCCGCACGUCCUCUCCGCCAUGUUGACCCAUUUAUCCAAGGUAGUUCACCCAACGCACGUUCCUGUCGACCUCCUGCCUCCCAAUUUGCGAGGAGCGCCAGCAGAGAAGCGCGGAUCUUCGCAUGACAUGUACGCCCUUCGCGUGCUGCAACUCAAGCCUGGCCGCAGCGGCACGGGUGGCCCGGAAGAUUUUGCGAUUACCGAGGACAAGGAAGACGAUGGAGAGAAGUGGGGAUCGCAACAUAUUUUGCGCAUCAUGCAGGAGGAAGGCGCGGUUGACUGUCUUUGCGUGGUUUCGAGGUGGUAUGGCGGGGUUUUAUUAGGGCCAGAUCGUUUCAAACACAUUGCAUCGGUCGCGCGAGCAGCUCUUCAGCAGUACCAGUUAGACGAGACGCUCAAGCCGCUUAUCGAGCAAUUACGACAGCUCGACAACGAGAUUGUGCUCCUGAAAUGCGAGCUCAGUGGCAUGGGCGCCAUAGCAUCGAGUCAGAGCAACAAGAACGCUCCUCCGAACUAUGAGGACAAUAUGUCUGUCGAAAAGGCUGAGCGACUGCUAAAUGCCAGACGCAAGCAGAUCGAGAUAUCUCAAAGAAUGAUCGCGCGCAAGCGUGAGGAGAAACACCCGCAUGACAGCCCUGUUCACGCUGCUCCUACCUCAUCAGACCCGUCGGCACAAUGAGACCGGAGUAGCUGUGUUUUGCACUGGAGCCGCGAGACUACUUGUGGGACUCCAUUGAGACAUUUUGUACACUGUAUCAUACAACAUUUCUGUACCAAUUACUUGUGGGCUU
Messenger RNA from Tilletiaria anomala UBC 951, 2040 nucleotides. RefSeq lists its product as uncharacterized. Lineage: Eukaryota; Fungi; Basidiomycota; Exobasidiomycetes; Georgefischeriales; Tilletiariaceae. The record is from RefSeq and is a predicted model, not a curated record. Bases 138 to 1928 code for a protein of 596 amino acids. Gene Ontology annotation, cellular component: cytoplasm. The transcript has 2 exons. Gene Ontology annotation, biological process: regulation of translational initiation.